ACGCCUAUAUACAUGUAAGAGUACGAUUGCGUUUUGAAAGCCCCUAGUAGAAAACAAAGCGACAUCUUGUCCAUCUUGCAAAGCUCUCCCAAAACAUUUAACUAUCUGUUUUUGUGUAACACUCACCGACGAUUUUAAUCGCUUUCGUUUACGGAGAAUCGGGUAAUCUGAUUUAUCUUUGUGAUAAAUUACUUAGCUAGCAGUGUAUCCUAAAAUGGCGACAACAGACGAAUCGCGAUAUUACAGCGAACAUGAUGAUCGUGUUGGAGGACCCAAGCAUCGGCACAGGAAAGGCAGGGGACCAUUCAGGGCACCUCUGUAUAGUGACCAGAUGUCAAAGCCGAGGCAUCGGGGAGGGCAUGGAGGAGGCGGAGGGCCUAGUCCUAGAUUGAGAUUUGAGGAUGACGAUGGGGAUGUAGCCAUGGCAGAUGAUUCUCAUGAUAUUGGAUUGCAACGGAGAUUCAAUCCUUACGGGCGGCCCCAGAAUCGGCGCGAGGGCCGUAGGGGAGGAAGGGAGACUGGAGGAGAUGCUGGAUCUCACCGGGGUCGAGGAGGCAGAGGAGGCAGUGAAGGAACAGGAGGAGGAGGAGGGGCAGGAGGGGGAGGUGGAGGUCGCAAAAACUGGUUCAAGAUGACUAUUCCCCAUGGGAAAAAAUAUGAGAAACAAUGGCUUCUCUCAGCACUUCAGAGCAUCUGUUCAGUGCCAUUCCACGCUGUGCAUUAUCAUACAGAUGGCAACAGAGCACAGUUCUACAUUGAUGACUCUACAACAGCAAAUGCUUUGGUCAAAGUUUCAAGAAAAAUCACAGACAAAGAGGGAUACAAGGUAACGGUCUUGAUGAAUUCCUGUCCACCGCCAAGCUUAAUUCACCAGGACCUAAAGCCUGAGGAUCUUGAGCAUCUGAAGCAAUGCAUGUCCAAGCGUUUUGAUGGUUCACAACAGGCCCUUGAUUUGAACAACAUAAGAGUGGACCCAGAUCUGGUGUCUCAGAAUAUUGAGGUGGCAUUGAACAGGAAAAACUCCAUGCAGGCAGUCAUCAAGAUAAUUGAAGAUAACAUUCCUGAGCUGGUUUGUUUAAACCUAAGCAACAACAGGUUAUACAAGCUUGAUGACCUCGCUGAUGUUGUCAACAAAGUCCCCAAUCUGAAGAUUCUGAACCUCUCACACAACGAGUUAAAGACGGAGCGCGAGCUGGACAAACUGAAGGGACUGAAGCUGGCGGAGCUGUCGCUGGAGAGGAACCCCCUGUGUGACCAUUUUAAGGACCAGGCCGACUACAUUAGUGCCAUACGGGAGAGGUUCCCCAGACUGCUCAAACUGGAUGGACAUGAUCUUCCUCCACCCAUUGGCUUUGAUCUGGAGGUUGCUCCUCCAGGUCUCCCCUCAUGCAAGCCUAGUUACUUCUGCUCAGAAGAACUCAAGAUCCUCAUCUCGUGCUUCUUGCAACAAUAUUACACUAUAUAUGACUCGGCAGACAGGCAGCCUCUACUUAAUGCCUAUCACGAUGGAGCAACGUUCUCACUCAUCAUCCCCUUCUCAAUACAGAACCCUUCCAAAUGCAGUUUAGGAGAGUACCAGAAGGACAGCCGCAACAUCAAGCGGGUGAAAGAUUCCACAACACGGUUUCGCUUGCUGAAGCACACGCGUCUGAAUGUGGUUGCGUUCCUAAAUGAGCUUCCCAAGACCCACCACGAUAUUGCCUCAUUUAAUGUCGACGUGAACACCUACACUAACACGCUGUUGUCGUUCACUGUAAGUGGAGUGUUCAAAGAAGUGGACGGUAAAUCCCGAGACUCUUGCAGAGCGUUCUCUCGGGUGUUCAUUGCCGUCUCUGCUGGGAAUGGAACGCUGUGCAUCGUGAACGACGAGAUGUUUAUCCGUAACGCCACGACGGAGGAGAUUCGGCGGGCGUUUGUGGCCCCAGCCCCCACUCCCUCCAGCAGCCCCGUGCCCACGCUCUCUGCUCCACAACAGGAAAUGCUCUCUGCUUUCUCCCAGAAGUCUGGCAUGAACCUAGAGUGGUCUCAGAAGUGCCUGCAAGACAACGACUGGGAUUUUGACAGAGCUGCUCAGAUUUUCACAGACCUUAAGGUGCAAGGAACAAUCCCAGAAGUCGCUUUCAUAAAGUGAAACUUUUUUCCCUCCCUCUUUUUUUUAAUGUUUGGUUCUAAUGUUUUGUUCGUUUUGUUCUUCACGCCGUGGCUUUGACUUUGUGUUUAUAGCUGAUGUAAUUAUUAAAAUACCAAUUUAAUUA
This is a messenger RNA of Electrophorus electricus (electric eel), 2255 nucleotides long. It is a transcript of the gene nxf1b, whose product is annotated as nuclear RNA export factor 1b. Gene Ontology annotation, biological process: poly(A)+ mRNA export from nucleus. The record is from RefSeq and is a predicted model, not a curated record. NCBI's taxonomy places the organism in Eukaryota, Metazoa, Chordata, Actinopteri, Gymnotiformes, Gymnotidae. Gene Ontology annotation, cellular component: nucleus; cytoplasm. Gene Ontology annotation, molecular function: RNA binding; protein binding.